GUCCAACCUCAAACUAGUACUCCGUAUAAGUGCCAUUGUCACUUCCUUUAUUUCUGUCCUUAUUUUCAUUUGCUGACUCAACGACCUCUAAGUAUAAGAAGGGCCCUUAGAUCGAUUACUAUGGAUCCUGCAAGAGCAGAAGUUCCAACAUGUCCAUUCUGCACCUUUUCUGACCCUGCUAGCAAUUCUAUUGUGGAUCACAUUGAGCUAUAUCAUCCUGAAGUUGACGACCGGUUUGGCGUCAGCGGUAAAAAGGCCAUGAAAUUGAACAACUUGAAGGUAUCAUCUGACUGCAGACAACAUUUAUCCGCCAGCGAGGAGAACGGGCAUCUAGGAAAGUACACCAGUUGCCCACGUGGUUGUGGGGAAAUAGUAAUGGACACCGAGCUUUCCGCUCAUCUCGAUCUACGCUUAGCAGAAGAAACUGCCUAUGAGAGUACAUCUUCUCAGCCAGAGUUGACUGGUCGAAAGCUAAGCAGACCUGACGAUUACGAGGACCUGGACAAUACCCAGUAUUUGAAUGAACCGUUUGUGAAGAGUCAGCUAAAGAAAGAGAAGCCCACUCAGGAAGCAGUGAGAGAAAAGAGACCUCGUAGUUCUUCAAAUAUAGCGCUUACUGUGAAAAAGCUUGGACGCACCGAAUUAGGACCAUAUGCUCAUGAGAAGCAGAUGCCUUUGUGGCUUCGAAAGUUAUUAGAAAAAGGAGUCAAAAUAACAGAGUCGAAUACAAUUGCUCCAGAUGGAACGCUGCGGAGACAUCGUUCAAUAGAGAACGAGACGACUGAUGUUGUUCCGGUGCUUGUUAGGCUUUGCGAGCAGGACAGAUCAGUCCAGCGUGCUUUCUUCUGUAGCCCCAAAGUUCAUCAAAUCUCUAAGAUGUCGAAAGAGGGGGGUUUUUGCGGCUACAGGAAUAUUCAAAUGCUAAUUUCCUAUAUCAAAGAAUGCCGCCUUCCGGGACAUGAAUGUUUCUCGGAAGUAGUGCCAACGAUCCUGCAGAUACAGGAGAUGAUCGAGAAUGCGUGGGAUAUGGGUUUCAACAGCAUCGGACGGAUUGAGACCGGCGGAAUCCGCGGCACUAGAAAAUAUAUUGGCACACCCGAAGCACAGGCGUUAUUUUUGAGUUUAGGAAUACAAUGCGAAGCCAGUAGUAUCGGAGGAACUAAAGAUAUGCAAGCUCAUGACGUUUUGUUCAUGCGCAUUGCGAACUACUUCCGACAGGCGUGCUCCUUGGAUACCGAUGACAAAGUUUUCGUGACAAACUUACCCCCUAUUUACUUCCAACAUCAAGGACACUCAUUGACCAUUAUUGGAUUCGAGAUACGUGACAAUGGCAGUGCGAAUCUCUUGGUCUUGGACCCAAUGUUCAAGCCAUCGUCCGCUGUGAAGCGGCUCAGAGGCACGCGCGCAGUAUCUGCUGAUCCCGCUCGGAUUCUAAAGGGCUACCGACGAGGAGCAGCUUAUUUAAAGAAAUAUAAAGUCUUUGAAAUCCUCAAGCUCUCUAUUCCCCAAGACCUUGUCCAAGACUUGACUUGUACAAAACCAUAGAUCUUUUUCUGGGACCGUGGCAUCAGGUCCAUCACUUCAACUACCAAUGAGAAAGGACUAUUCAGAGAGAGAAAUAAAGUAAAUGAAAUCGACUCCCGCAAG
Messenger RNA from Aspergillus caelatus, 1647 nucleotides. Its product is annotated as C78 family peptidase. NCBI's taxonomy places the organism in Eukaryota, Fungi, Ascomycota, Eurotiomycetes, Eurotiales, Aspergillaceae. Bases 121 to 1545 code for a protein of 474 amino acids. The transcript has 6 exons. The record is from RefSeq and is a predicted model, not a curated record.